AUGUCGGGGAUAGGGGCUCCACCUGAGGCGGAACAGUUCAGCGUAUUUGUGGGGGAUCUCACUCCCGAGGUGUCGGAUUUUGUUCUCAUGGAGUCCUUCAGGCAGUUCUACCCCUCGGUGACGAGCGCGAAGCCGGCGGUGCGCUGCGCGGCGGCGCGGCGCAGCGCGGCCCAGCGAGUCAUCACGGACCCGGCCACCGGCCGCCCCAAGGGCUACGGCUUCGUCCGCUUCUCAUCCGAGGCCGACCGCGACCGCGCGCUCGAGAUGCAGGGCUUCAACCUCGGCGGCCGCCCCAUACGCGUCAGCCUCGCCACCGCGCGCCGCUCCGGCGCCGCAGGCAGCGGCGGCUCUGGCUCCGGCGCCGCGGGCGCGGCGCCGCACCCCGCGGAGCUCGACCCGACCAACACGACGCUCUUCAUCGGCGGCCUCAGCGGCGGCGUGUCCGAGGAGCAGCUGAGGGCGCUGUUUGGGCAGUAUGGCGUCAUCGUGUACGUCAAAGUGCCGGCCGGGAAAGGCUGCGGGUUCGUGCAGUAUGUGGAGCGCCCUGCAGCUGAGGUGGCAAUGGCGUCGCUCAACGGCCAGGUCAUAGGGGCCAACGCAAUCCGCAUCAGCUGGGGCCGCUCGACCAGCCGCGCCCCCACCGCCGGCCGCGCCGCAGCCGCCGCAGCAGCAGCCGCCGCCGCCUCCGCCGCCGCCAUCCCCGCCUUUGGCGCCCGCGCGCCGGGCGCCGGGGCCGCGAGCGGCGCGCUCGCGGGCGGCGUGUAUGGCGGGGGCGUUUCCUUCGCCCAGCCCGGCCUGGCGGCGCUGGGCUACCCAGGGGCUUUCGGGGGCGGCGCCGGCGGCGCCUAUAUGAAUGGACAUGGCAACAUCCUGGCGCAGCAGCAGUAUGCGACAGACGGUGGCUUUGUCAUAUCCGGCGUCCCGCAAGGCGGCCUGCAGCCCGGUGGCAUGGCCUUUGUGGACCCAUCUGCGGCGGCGCUCAUAGCUCAGCAGCAGCAGCAGCAGCAGCAGCAGCAGCAGCAGCAGCAGCGCGUCCUGCUGGGGCCCGCAAGCGCGCACGGUGGCGCGGCUGCGCUCGACGGUGGCCUGCUAAUCGGCGGCUACCCCCUUGGGGCCAUGCAGGGCGGCCACGCCAUGCAAUUCGCCCCAGCGGCGGCCGGCGGGGUGGACGCCGCGUUUGGGGCAGCCGGCCAGCAGCAGCAGCAGCAGCAGCAGCAGCAGCUGAACCAACAGCAGCUGCUGGGCGCAGGGGGGUACGUGCUGCCUGCAAAUUAG
Molecule: messenger RNA, 1275 nt
Organism: Monoraphidium neglectum
Lineage: Eukaryota; Viridiplantae; Chlorophyta; Chlorophyceae; Sphaeropleales; Selenastraceae
Product: RNA-binding post-transcriptional regulator csx1
Exons: 6
Coding region: 1-1275 (424 amino acids)
Cellular component (GO): cytosol
Molecular function (GO): mRNA binding
Source: RefSeq, a predicted model, not a curated record